Molecule: messenger RNA, 1068 nt
Organism: Venustampulla echinocandica
Lineage: Eukaryota; Fungi; Ascomycota; Leotiomycetes; Helotiales; Pleuroascaceae
Exons: 4
Coding region: 1-1068 (355 amino acids)
Source: RefSeq, a predicted model, not a curated record
AUGGCAAUAGCACCGUACCUUCAGGGCAUCACAGCUCAAAUUUUAAUCAACGGCGUCCCCACUGAAGAAUACGAUGAUCCGGACCCAAUCGCCCCCAAGCAUGCUGACCCCGCGGUAGCGAGGUACAUUUCCAAGCACACAAUAUCAAAAUACAUUGUGUCUGAGACCAACCAAGUAUUCAGCAUCAAGCUUUUAGUAGCAAAACCGUAUUCCAACAUAAUGGAUUCAAAAUGUGGAUUCCAUAUCGUCAUUGAUGGCGUCCCGGCGUGGACUAGUACCUGUGCGAGACCGAGAGUGAAGGAAAAUGGUGGAACGUGGGAAGAUGAAGUUAUGGGCGUUAAGGUGGGCAAGGGCCGAAAUUGCGUGGUCAGGAACUUUAGGUUUGCCGAAAUCACAACCAACGGCAACACGCCUGAGAUAGCAAAGGUUAAACGCAUGGCCCAGCAACUACAGAAAAUCGGCGUUAUCGAGAUAAAGGUGUACAGAGAAAAUUAUGGCAUUCUGGGCGGUGCGACUCCUGGCGACUCGAGCAAAUUUCUUAACAAUAAAGAGACCGAUGUCCCAGAAAAGGCGUUGAAGGGCGGAGAUGCAAAGACUCAUGGGACUGUCUUAGGCAAAGCACAAAAGACCAUGAGAGGAACCGUCUGGACAACACAGAAGAAAGACGGCGACGACCAUCCCCUCGUGGUCUUCAGAUUCAUGUAUCGCUCUCUCGACGCCCUAAAACAACUCCAAGUGAUCCCUCGGACACCAUCCCCAUCUCCCUCCGUCAGUUCAUCUUUCUCUGAGUCAGAGUUGUCCUCUCGGCAAUCCUCGCCUGCGCCAGAAGAAGAACCAGGAGCUCUCACGGCCGAGCAGAACCCUCAAAUGGAAGAGCUUAUGGCUCGGUUCAAAGCCGAGAAUCAGGGUCGCCGUAGCGUUUCUGCUGAGCAGGGAAAAGUAGGGAGCAAGAAAAGAAAUAUGAAAAGGAUUAAGAAGGAGCACUUAGAGGACAGGGAGCCACGAAAGCGACGAAGAGCUUCGGAGAAGGCUAAGCAUGAGCAAGUUGAUUUCACUGCCGAGGAUUAA